CGACAGAGGCUAAACGAACUCAGUAGGAACGACCCGCCCUGCCCGAAGUAAAUAGAGUGAAAGAGAGCGCCUCGAAGAAGAAUCGGAAGAAGAAAUGGCUUCGUCUGCCGUCAGAGAAGUACAGCACGAUCUUGAAAACCAGGCCAAUGCUCUCAGCAAGCUCCAAAAAGAUAUUGCGAAGAAUCAUCAAGUAAGAAAGCAGUACACGAUUCAGCUUGGCGAGAACGAACUGGUCCUCAAGGAAUUGGAUCUGUUGAAUGAGGAUGCGAACGUGUACAAAUUGAUCGGUCCGGUGCUGGUGAAGCAAGACCUGGCUGAAGCCAAUGCUAAUGUCCGCAAGAGGAUCGAAUACAUCUCUGCUGAAUUGAAGCGUCUUGAUGGAACUCUUCAGGACUUGGAAGAGAAACAAAACAGCAAAAAAGAAUCGAUAUUAAAAUUACAACGGAAGAUGCAAGCUCUCCAGGCUGGGAAGAAGUCCUAGUCUCCCUUUGUGGGCAUCCAUGGGCUGGCUCACCGCCGCUCUUUUUUCUUUUUUUUCUUUUCUUUUCUUUUCUUUUUUUCGUUUUUUGGCCGUUUCUUCAAGGUCCUCUCUCUACUAUUUAUACAUGAAGCUUGUAGUAAAGUAACUAAGCACCUGCCCAACCGGCUUCCAGUCUAUUCAGGAUGUGAAAGGGUUUCAAUUACAAUGCUUCCAUGCCUGUUCUUUUUCUC
Molecule: messenger RNA, 711 nt
Organism: Magnolia sinica
Lineage: Eukaryota; Viridiplantae; Streptophyta; Magnoliopsida; Magnoliales; Magnoliaceae
Product: prefoldin subunit 6
Exons: 5
Coding region: 95-481 (128 amino acids)
Biological process (GO): protein folding; chaperone-mediated protein complex assembly
Cellular component (GO): cytoplasm; prefoldin complex
Molecular function (GO): protein-folding chaperone binding
Source: RefSeq, a predicted model, not a curated record